Molecule: messenger RNA, 1651 nt
Organism: Colletotrichum destructivum
Lineage: Eukaryota; Fungi; Ascomycota; Sordariomycetes; Glomerellales; Glomerellaceae
Product: Putative major facilitator superfamily, MFS transporter superfamily
Exons: 4
Coding region: 43-1398 (451 amino acids)
Biological process (GO): transmembrane transport
Cellular component (GO): membrane
Molecular function (GO): transmembrane transporter activity
Source: RefSeq, a predicted model, not a curated record
CAGUAAGCAGUCUCACACAAACCUCCCCCCCAAAAAAGCAAGAUGAGAGACCCAGAAGAGCAAGAAGUGCAAGAUCAUGCCGCCUCUGCAGCAGCUGUUGCGCUCGGGACACCUGAAGCGGUUGAGCUGCGUGCCAUGGGUUCUCCUCGGUCCGGUUCCAGCCACCGGGAACCCGAGUCGAGCCCGUUGGCAUGGCUUUGCGUCGUGGGCUCAUUCAUGUUUCUCUACCCAUCCUACGGUUUCAUGCAAUCCGUCGGAACCGUUCAGUCCUAUCUCCAGCUCAACCAGCUGAGCGCGUACCCCUCUCGUGAUCUGGGCUGGACCAGCGGAAUAUUCACCUCGCUCGGCCUGCUGCUCGGCAUCCAGGCCGGCCCCCUCAUGGAUGCGUACGGCACCAAGUUCCUGGCGCCCGUUUCCGUGGUGCUGUACGUGCCGGUAUUCUUCAUCAUGGGCGAGUGCACCGAGUACUGGCACUUCAUCCUCUGCCUCGGGGUGCUCGGGGGCAUCGGCGGCGCCCUCACCUCGACCGUCGCAAUGGCGGUCAUCGGGAAACUCUUCAACCGCCGCAAGGGGCUCGCCAUGGGGAUCGCCCUCUCGGGGUCUUCCUUUGGCGGCGUCACGAUCUCGAUGAUGCUGCGCUCGAUCCUGCCGACGCUGGGCUGGCAGUGGUCGAUGAGAGUCAUGGGCUUCCUCGUCCUCGGCAUCAUGACCAUCGGCGUCUUGUGUUUCCUGCCGUAUCCCCGGCUGUGUGUCGCCGUUGCCGGGGCACCAGUGGGCAAGACGGGGGCAAUGCUGAACUUCUCGGCCUUCCGGUCUCCUCCUUUCGGCUUCAUGACCAUGGGCCUAUUUCUUCUCGAGUUCGUCCUAUUUGGUAUAACGGGUCUGCUGCCCACCUUUGCGAUCGCCUCGGGCUUCGGUUCCGACGUCGGAUACUCCCUGAUUGCGAUUCUCAACGGCACGUCAUGUCUUGGCCGCAUCAUGACUGGCAUCAUCGGCGACAAGCUCGGGCAUCUCAACAUCCUACUCACAAUGAUAGGAAUUACGAUUGUUUUUACCGGUGUCGUAUUUGUGCCUUUUGGGACCAAGCAUAUCGGGGCGUUGUAUGCUUUUGCUGCUUUGUGGGGGUAUGGGUCAGGAUCUUUCUUGUCCAGCACCCCAGUGUGUGUGGGUAAAACGUGCGAACCGAAGGACUACGGCAGAUAUCUUGGCACAAUGAACUUUGUCGUCAGCUUCUCGCUAUUGGUGACCGUGCCUAUCGGCGGACAGAUGCUCGAAAGCAUGGGUGGGACAGCGCUCUCGGGCUUCUAUCUGGCUAUCGUCUUUCUUGGCGGAGUCUGCUUCUUCGCCGCCCGCGCCCUGCUCCUCGACGGAUGGCUCACUCUCCGGGCUAGGAUUUGAAUCUAAGCAUUCUACGAAAUGACGAAAGACUCCAGGUGACGGGUUGAGGGACAACAGAAGAGCCGAGCUGGUGAUGUCGGUAGCUCUAUAAAUAAAGCGAGAGACUUGUGUAUUUUCCCAGGAUAGUACGAGAGAGAUAUUACAUAGCCAGAAGGCUGAUAGAUUGCACUAAAAAGAGUGUUGUGCACACCUCUGUUCGAAUCCAGAAUCGUCGACAUCAGCCUCUUGCAAUUAUCUUCGUAUUCUCGUUCCC